Molecule: messenger RNA, 5869 nt
Organism: Ruditapes philippinarum (Manila clam)
Lineage: Eukaryota; Metazoa; Mollusca; Bivalvia; Venerida; Veneridae
Product: myosin-11-like
Exons: 14
Coding region: 132-4838 (1568 amino acids)
Biological process (GO): TRAIL-activated apoptotic signaling pathway; positive regulation of extrinsic apoptotic signaling pathway
Cellular component (GO): cytoplasm; CD95 death-inducing signaling complex
Molecular function (GO): caspase binding; death receptor binding
Source: RefSeq, a predicted model, not a curated record
UUACAGUGCACUUACUUUUAACAAUUGUAUAUUUUUAGAAAAGCAAUAAAAUUUACUUUAAACGUAUGACUAUCUACAAUGGUUAUCUACCAAUAAGUAUAAUCUUUUGAAUUCAUAACUUUCAAAUAAAAAUGUCAAAAGAAGAGCUUAACAACGGGACAUUCAAUAGUGAAGCGGAAAUCACUCCAGCCGGUAGCGAUCAAAACACGCAACAAAAUACGGAGUCAAAAUUAAUACAAGAGAACGAAGAAAUCGAUCAGUCUCAAAUUAAAACUGAUCAUAAAAUAAACGAAGAGUCAUUGGCUGAAAUUCAGAAUUCUAAUUUAAUAUCUGGGGAUUUAACGAGUGUAAACAAACCCGAUGAUAGCGGAUCAGUUAAUGAAAACCCGGCUUUAGAUAUUGAAGAGUCGGCUAAUUCAAAUAAUACGAAUGAAACUAACUGUGAGACGGAAGUAAAAGACUCGACGGAAAAAGCCUUACCGACAGUAAAAUCUGAUGCUCAAAGUGAUUCAAACAGUGGACAAAUUUCUCGUUCUCAGUCACAAGACGAUCAAACAAACCCAGAAAUCGAAAAACUUGACGAAAACAUAACAGAUUCUAGUGGGAUUGCAUCGGAAGGAAUUGUUGACGGCACAGAUGAUGAUGCAACCGACGUGAAUAAACAUGAAAUAAAACGGACAAGCUUCUGUGUAGAUAGUGGUGCUUAUUUAUCAAAAUCUGAAAAACAAGAAGACAUCGAUAAAAAUUCAGAAGAAAGUCCCAAUACAAACAUACCUUUAAAUAAUGUCACUGGUGCACAUGAAGCCCAGAAUGCUUUGGAAACUGAAUCUGACGUAAACCAAACUGUUACUGAAACAAAGUCUGAUUCGAAAAGCAAUGACGAUAUUGUGAAAGAGGAAGAAAAGGAUACAAAUAAAUUAUCAGAAGAACAUGCUGAUAUAGUUGAUAGAGUUGACGAGGCUGAAACAAAUAAUGCACCUUAUGUAGAAACAAACGAAAAAGCAGAAAUCGACACAGAAAAUAAAGUGACAGAAGAAACUCAAGACAAUAAUCAAACUGACAAAUCUGAAGCUGAAAAUUAUGAGGAUGAUUUUGAGGAAACCAUAGAAGAACCAAGCACGGAAGGGAAAGACUUAAUAAAUACUGAGACAGUUAAACAAGAAAAGGAGAAUAAACCUAAAGAUACUGAAAGUGUUGAGGAAAUAAGUGAUUUCAAAAACGAAACAGAAAAGACAGAAACCAGUGAAGUUACUAGCAAAAAAGAGGACAAUACACCUGCUGAAAGUGAACAGGUAAGCAAAAAUACAGUUAUAUCAGAUAAUGUGACAGAAGAAAAUACUGUUUGUGAAUCAAAUACUAGUGGAAUUAAAUCAGAAGAAGGAUCUGAAGUAAAAUCAAGCGUCAAUGAAACUGAAUCGCAUAAGGAAAUUGAUUAUAACACAAACAGUGAUAACGAUAAGUCAGACGAGAAAUUCGUGACUGCUGUAAACGAAAACAACGAAGAAAAAGAAUUGACUGAGGUUGUGAUAGACGAAGACGGUAUUCCAAAAGUAGCGAUAACAACUGUUCCAGAUAGACCACCAUCAUCUCUAAAUGAUGAUACAGUAGACCAAUCUGACCCAUUUGAAGAUUUCGGCUUUGACACAGACGCUAACGAUAAAAACAAGUCUGACUCGAAAGAAAAGGAAGUCACAAACCAGGAAACAUCAAAAGAGGAGCAACUUUCAAAAGAGAAUAAAAUGUCUGAAAAAGUUGAUAUGGAAAAUGAUCAGAAGAAUGAGUCAAAUGUUCAAAAGGAAGACGGUAAUGAAAGUGAUGGUACAAAAGUAGAAGCUAAUACAGAAUUAAAUAAAACUGAAACACAGGCUGAUUCAAAAGAUGAAAAUACAAGAAAUGAGACCGAUCCAAAAUGCAAUGAAAGUGAGAAUAUCAAAGACAAAGAUAUUGAAAAAGAAAAUACAGAAACUUCGAAAACCGAGGAGAAACCUAAAUCACAAGAGCAUGUUCCAACGCCUCAACAAGAAAGUCCUUUAGAGCAAAUGCUUAAACGAAAUGUGCAAAUUGAUGGAACUGUGGAGUCUUUGCCCAAGUUAGAAGAAACUGUUACGACAUUGCUUAACAGUAUGAAGGAUGUAAUGAAAUAUUAUUCUGACUUGUUGAAAUUGCAGGCGUUGAAAGACUUUACGAAUGAUUUAGGAAAGUUUAGAGGCGAUUUUAUAUCAAUUACCGAUGCAUUUAAAAUCUGCAAUUCUAUGUCUACUAAUUUAAACCAGCAUCUGAAAGAGUUACGCCUUGUAACAGAUGAAGUGAGGUCUCAAAUUAAUCGGAAGUUUCAACAAGAAGAUCUCAAGACCUGGGUGGAUGUACCAAUUGAGAAAGAGAAAGAAAAAGAAAAAUUAGAAGAAGAGAUAUAUGCAGCGGAGAAAGCAGCAAUGGCAAAUGCGGCAGAAGCCCGCCAGAUUGUUUCAAAAGCAACUGUCGGUGUUUCCGAGGCUCAUAAACUUAUAGCAGAAAUGGAGGUGCAAACGACUGAUGCUCAAGCAAUUGCGCAAAAAGCGGAAAUACAAGCGCGUGUCGCGUUAAUUGCAGCAGAAGAAGCUAGAGUAGCUGCAGAAGAAAGAAGACGCGCUGAGGAAGCGGCAAAAGCACGUGCAGAAGAACGUGCAAGAAUUAAGGCAGCGGAAGAUGAGAAAAAGAAGGCAAUGGAAGAAAUGAAAAUUCACCAGGAGGCUGCUGCCAAAGGCACUUCGAUAGAAGAUGAGCGUAAGAGGUUUACGGAAGAAAAGGCAAGGAAAGAACAAGAAAGGAAAAACCCUAAAAACUGGCCAAGAUUUACAUUCGAAACUAAAGGAGUUGAUUUUAAACCUGCUGUUGGCUGUGUAAUCCGGGCAAUUGAAGGGAGCAUGCGUAAAACGGAUGUCACGUGUUCAUAUGUUGACCAAUCAGAAGGUAUAUUAACGCUUGGAUCUACCGAAGAACUUGUCAGCAAUAUUAUCAGAGUUACUCAAACGGAAGAGGACAGAUAUUUAAAUUUCGAGGAACCAUUGUCCGAUGCUCUUCCUGUUUGUAUCGGCAGAGUUCCGACGGGGAAAGAAACUGUGGAGUUGAAAUUUGUAGAAGGCCGGUGUGUUAAAUUUGGAGCUUUCGUGGUUGUAUUACGACCGAAGAAGGAUAUGUUACAAUUUCUGAAGAAAGGUUGCAAGCUUCUGUGUAGCUCUGAUUUUAGAAUUUCGUUAUCCUGUAAACCUGGUACAUUUAAACAGAACAUGAACGCAGUUUUAGAGGUACAGACCUAUGAUUCAAGUGUUAUACACGAUCUGAAGACAAGAUUUCCUAAGGAAUGUGAGGACUUCUUGACAGCCAGUCCUUUUGUAAAGUUCUCUAUACCCGUCAAAAAUUUUGAGAAGCCUUUGACGGUGACCCUGCCUCUACCUCAGACUCAAACUCGUCAGAAAAGGCCAGCAACCGGUAUAACGCGAGAAACCAAACCGACACAGGACAUCAGGCCGUCCACUGCGCGACCGACAACAACAAACGAAGAGGAUGCACAAGAACAAAUAUUUUUUCUUCAUCGAGAUGAAAAAUUGGGAUGGACUGUGAACUCAAAGAUAAAUCUAGUUCAGCCAAAAUUAAAGGACACAGUUGUAUUUGAUAUACCAACAUCAUAUGAAAGAAUGCUCCUUCUACGAACUAAAGCAGGAAAGAGAGACGCAGCUGUCGAGAAGAUGGCAACAUUGCUCGAGAGUAUGGCAACACAGAGAAAUGUGAAACUGAUUGUACGUCAACGUAAUGAUGACGUAGCUGACGUCAUGGUCUCUUGCGCAAUAUCUAAAAGAGCCGACAGAACAUUGAAAUACAUGGAAGAUAAUGCAUUCACUGAAGGACCUAACCCUAGUCCUGACAUUUUACUGAAAGAGGGUCAACAAUUGUUCGUGAAAUUUAGGGGAAAUGUGGAAUGUGUAAGCAAAAAUCCGUCACUAAGUUUUAUAUACAAUACAAAUAUAAGAGCUACAAGGGAAUUCAAAAUCAACGAAAAGGAGGAAUUUGCACAGAAAUCGUUGCCUUGUUAUAGAGGAUUUGUACAGAUAUUCACCAAAGCCCUAGUACCAAGUCCACAGCUAGAAGGGGCACCGAAAAAUGUACAACCGGAAAUGAUUGAAGCGGAAGUGCUUCUGGCAGAACUUCUGGUAGAACUACCAAAGCCGGAGGCAGAGCCUCCGAAGCCAUUGACAACAGCACCAUUGCAUUUAAAAGAAGGACCUUUAACAAAUGGCGUACUGAGGUUAAUAGCGGGGAUGAUAGGGAAAGAAUGGAAAGAGGUUGCCGCGCAACUUAAUCUAAAACCUAUGCGGAUACAGGCCAUUCUGCGGAACCAUCUAAACAAAAACACUGCAGAGACCAGAUUUGAUAUGUUGAUCACGUGGGCAAAGCGAGUUCCAAAGUCAGUGGAUAAGGUACAAAUAUUAUGCAAUGCUCUUAAUGCAUGUGGAAGGGCCGAUGUAGCAGAGGAGGUGCGUCAGAAGGGUCAACAAUACAAACAACAGAGGUUCAUGAGUGCUAGAGUGUCGCAUCUUCGCCAAGCGUUCGUUAAAGUUGCCAAAACAACAGCUGUCUUCAACCAUUGGAAGAAUUUUGCAAAAGAUCUUGGCGUAUCGGAGGAAAAGAUAAAAGAAAUUGACGAGUCAGGUGGUUCGGGUCAGGAAAAGUGUUACACAAGCCUAGAAACGUGGAAGGACGCUGAAGGGGAAACGGCCACGGUAACAACGUUGGCGACAUUCCUAAAAUCAGCUAAACAGGAACGCUUGUCCCGUGAUCUUGAAACGAUGGUUGCAACAUAACUGAGAGAAAGAGCCGGAAUGUUUCAAAAACGUUCUAUGCAAAACAAGAAGACUCUUUUGUAUGAUCAAAAAUCAAGGAAACAUUAAUCACGUGAAUUCUUCAUGCAAUACACAAAGUAUCUUUUUUAUUAUUUUUUCAAUUAUUAUUUAUUAAUUUAUUUUUUAAUUUUGUUAUCUUUUUGUUCUGUGGUUUUGAUGUGUUUGUGUUUGUGUUAUUUUGUUUUGAUUUAUUUUGAUAUUUCUUAAUAAUGCGAAGAUAACUGCACGUAUAUAAGUGUUGUGUAGGAUGCAUUUGUUAUCAAAUUUGUUGACGUUUGUAAAAGUUAUUAUUUGAAAAGUGCUGUGAUAGUGUGACAAUUAUUGUUGAUUUUUUGUUUCCGUUUUAUCGUAGUAUCAUAUUUUAUCGUGAAAUACUAGCCUUUACUGCCAGUGAAGACCCAGAGUAGCUGUACAUUCUGGACAGUCUCCACAGGCUUUUACUAUUUGUAGCUUACUUAUUGUAUACUUAUAAAUGAAAUAUUGAGAAAUAUUGAUGCAAUAAAAUGACUAUUUUCAUUUUUCGUAUUUUCACUGUAAAAAUUUAUUUUCACUUGCAGUGAAACACAUUUUCUGUAUUUUCACUGGUGUCCUGACGGACUAUUUUCUUUUAAAAUCAGUGAAUACAAAAGAAUUAAGGGGAAGUCUUUUAAAUUGUAGCCAGAAAGAAAAAAAUAAUUAUAAUAAACAGAAAAUUCAAGCAAGUUUUCUCUAGAAAUACAGCUAGUGAAAUACAUAUUUUCAUACUACAUAAAAUAAAUCCAGUAUUCAUAGAAAAAAACUUGAAUAUCCUCUAUGUAUUUUAAUUCUGAAAUCUCUUACUUUAUAAUUGAACUUUUCUAAUUCAAAGCUAGGAAAGUCCAUUGCGUUAUUCAACAGGUAAAGGUAGGAGUGGAGUAAGGGUAAAAUCAUCAUGUUAUUUUGACAAAGAUUUGGAUAUGUGUGUCAUUUAUUUAUCUUUAAGGUAGUUUGCGUUUCAAAGGAACUUCCAUAUG